Messenger RNA from Echinops telfairi (small Madagascar hedgehog), 1322 nucleotides. It is a transcript of the gene GMPR, whose product is annotated as guanosine monophosphate reductase. NCBI's taxonomy places the organism in Eukaryota, Metazoa, Chordata, Mammalia, Afrosoricida, Tenrecidae. Gene Ontology annotation, molecular function: GMP reductase activity. Gene Ontology annotation, biological process: nucleotide metabolic process. The transcript has 9 exons. Gene Ontology annotation, cellular component: GMP reductase complex. The record is from RefSeq and is a predicted model, not a curated record. Bases 130 to 1005 code for a protein of 291 amino acids.
UUCAAGGAUGUUUUGCUGCGACCCAAGCGAAGCAGUCUCAAGAGCCGAUCGGAGGUUGAUCUUGAGCGCACCUUCACAUUUCGCAACUCAAGGCAGACCUACUCAGGGAUUCCCAUCAUUGUGGCCAACAUGGACACCGUGGGGACGUUUGAGAUGGCGGUGGCGAUGUCCCAGCACUGCAUGUUUACAGCCAUUCACAAGCAUUACACCCUGGACGACUGGAAGCUCUUUGCAGAGAAGCACCCAGAAUGCCUGCAGCGCGUCGCGGUGAGUUCGGGCAGCGGGCAGAAUGAUCUGGAAAAGAUGAGCGACGUCCUGGAGGCUGUGCCGCAGGUUAAGUUUAUCUGCCUGGAUGUGGCCAAUGGGUAUUCGGAACAUUUUGUGGAGUUCGUGAAACUUGUCCGGGCCAGAUUUCCAGAGCACACCAUUAUGGCAGGAAACGUGGUGACAGGCGAGAUGGUGGAAGAGCUGAUCCUUUCUGGAGCAGAUAUAAUCAAAGUGGGAGUUGGGCCAGGGUCUGUGUGCACCACCCGCACAAAGACUGGCGUGGGCUACCCGCAGCUGAGCGCAGUGAUUGAGUGUGCUGACUCUGCCCACGGCUUGAAGGGCCACAUCAUCUCGGACGGAGGCUGCACGUGUCCAGGAGAUGUCGCCAAAGCCUUCGGAGCUGGAGCUGACUUUGUCAUGCUGGGAGGGAUGUUCUCGGGCCACACCGAGUGUGCUGGGGAAGUGAUCGAGAGGAACGGCCAGAAACUCAAGCUCUUCUACGGGAUGAGCUCCGACACGGCCAUGAAGAAGCACGCAGGGGGCGUUGCUGAAUACAGAGCCUCGGAGGGCAAGACAGUGGAAGUGCCUUACAAAGGGGAUGUGGAGAACACGAUCCUGGAUAUUCUCGGGGGACUGAGGUCCACCUGCACGUAUGUGGGGGCCGCCAAACUCAAAGAGCUCAGCAGGAGGGCCACGUUCAUCCGGGUGACCCAGCAACACAACCCCGUAUUCAGCUAACCCUGGGGCUGCUGUGCCAGCCCGAUUGUGUGGAAGUUUCCAUGUGCACCUGCUCACUCCAGCCCGCCUCUGCCUGCCCGCCUGCCAUCUACAAGCUUCUCCUCUCCCCAUGCCUGCCACCCGGGGCCUUGGGAUGCUCCCUGGUGCCUUGUGGGGCCCGGAUGCAGCGCACUGACUAGGUUGGUGGUCAGAGCCCACCUGCCCACAACUCAUCACCUCAUUGUGAAAACUGACAUUUGCACCUUUUCCUUCCUUCCUUUCUUUUCCAUUUUAAAAAAAGAAAAAUGGUUGCACUUUAAUAUAAGGCUGUUACUUAA